GGAAUUGCUGUGGCCUAGCUCAAUGGGCAGUGAGGGUGCGGCAGUGUCCUCGUCUACUGGCUCAAGCUCCGUUGGGGAAAUGGUUGAUUUAGCUGGUCGGGGGCUGAAGCAGGUGCCUGAACACGUUCUCGAAAGGACUGGGUUGGAGUAUUUAUAUUUGGAAGGAAAUGUUAUAUCUGAACUUUCUGAAGACUUCUUUCAUCGAUUACCACAUCUUAUCUGGUUGGAUUUACGAAACAAUAAACUCACAAGCCUUCCUCUUUCAAUUGGGGAUCACAGAUGCCUUAAAACACUGCUUCUUGAAGGAAAUCCUAUACGAAAGCUGCCAGUGGAACUCGGCAAUGUGAUCUCAUUGAAGGCCCUUAAUCUUAGAAAGUGUCCAAUUGAGUUUCCUCCUGAUGGUGUUCUGCAUCAAGGAUUGGCAACCAUUCUGACCUUCCUCAGAAAGCCUAGGGCAACAGAAGCAGAGCAUACAGCAGAAUCUGCAUGUGAUACAGAAAUGCCAGUGAUAGAAAAACUGCAGCUGAAUGCACGAACAGAAUCAAGUUUAGAUUUCUCCAACGAGAAGGAGCGGCAACGAUUCAAAAUACUGAAACAGAAACUAGCACAAGAAGAGAGAAGAGAAGGAUUUCUCCAAUCUAGAAAAGACUGGGGUGCAGGUUUCGUGUCAACUGUGCCCAGCAUUCUGAGAAAGGAAGGUUCUAAUCCAAAUACAAUAUUUCCAGCGUCAAAAGCCUAUGAUGUGUCCAUUCAGGCAAAGAGAAAGGAAGAACUUAAACUCGCUGCACUGAAGGAACUCAAAGAAAAGCAAGCAAUUAUUGAACAGAGGAAAUUAGAUUAUAAAGUAUUGAAGAAUUGGAGGGAUAAAGCUCAGCUGUUGCAAGAAAAGAAAGAAAAAGAAAGAAUCCAAAGGUCUCCACAUCUAUCAGAAAAGAACAUGAUAGUGAAGAAUGCACCAUUUGCUACAGAUCCAAACUACUACCACACAGUAAGAGUCAUUGAUGCGAAAAAAACACCUGUCCACAAAAAUAACCAAAAAGUGGAUUUUGAGAAGGAAAUCAAAGAAUUAAGAGCUGUUAAAGAUCGUGACUUGCAACUACGGAUCCAGCAGCAUAUUGAAUUGAUGCAAGCUAGAAGAAAACAACCAAAGGGAACACCACAAGAAGAAUUAGAGGCUGCAAAGAGAGAGUUAGAAGUUGCUGUAAAUCUGAAAUCCGAACUUGCAAGAAGGAAAAUCAUAGAUAAUCCACUGUAAAGUAAUUUUAAUGCAGUCACUGAAAAAAUUCCAAGUUAAUAUUCACUAUUUGAAUAAAUUAAAUCAAUGUUUUUCUGUUGAUAAAUUCUGUUUAAGCUUAUAAUUAUUUGACUGCAACAAGAAGUCAUUUGUUAUAAAACUUUUUAUUCUCUAUAUGUGCAAAUCUUGAAGCUCUCUUUUGUUCAGA
This is a messenger RNA of Mobula hypostoma (lesser devil ray), 1442 nucleotides long. RefSeq names its product leucine-rich repeat-containing protein 27-like. Bases 23 to 1255 code for a protein of 410 amino acids. The transcript has 10 exons. Gene Ontology annotation, molecular function: protein binding. The record is from RefSeq and is a predicted model, not a curated record. Lineage: Eukaryota; Metazoa; Chordata; Chondrichthyes; Myliobatiformes; Myliobatidae.